Microdochium trichocladiopsis is the source of this 1125-nucleotide messenger RNA. RefSeq lists its product as uncharacterized. NCBI's taxonomy places the organism in Eukaryota, Fungi, Ascomycota, Sordariomycetes, Xylariales, Microdochiaceae. The record is from RefSeq and is a predicted model, not a curated record. Bases 1 to 1125 code for a protein of 374 amino acids. Gene Ontology annotation, molecular function: NADPH dehydrogenase activity; FMN binding. The transcript has 2 exons.
AUGUCGAAGCUCUUCCAGCCUCUAGAGGUGGCUGGCUGCCACCUCCAGCACCGCAUGAUCAUGGCGCCUCUCACCCGCUUUCGUGCCGAUGAAAAUUAUGUUCCCACAGCCAUCAUGAAAGAGUACUAUGCUCAGCGAGCCUCUGUGCCCGGAACCCUUCUCAUUAGCGAAGGCGUCCAGAUUUCUCAGCGAAGCAUCGGAAUACAGAACGUCCCAGGAAUCUGGUCGCGCGCCCAGAUUGACGCCUGGCGCGAGAUCACUGACGCUGUCCAUGCCAAGGGAUCUUACAUCUGGUGCCAGCUAUGGGUCCUCGGCCGUGCGAGCAGGUUGGACCCUGCUGUCCAGGAAAAGUUGGGUGUGAAGCUUCUGGGCGCCAGCCCCAUAGCAAUCUCGCCCGACCAUCGCAUUCCCGAGGAGAUGUCUGAAGAAGAUAUCCGACAGUCUAUUGAGGAUCACCGCGUCGCUGCGAGAAACGCUAUCGAGGCUGGAUUUGACGGCGUCCAACUUCAAGGCUCCGGCGGAUACUUGCUUGAUCAGUUCUUUCAGGAUGUCACCAACAAGAGGACAGAUCGAUGGGGCGGCAGCCUUGAAAACCGCGCGAGGUUCCCUAUCGAGGUCAUCAAGGCAAUCUCCCAGGAAAUCGGAUCGAUAAAAGUCGCCAUACGCUUGAGCCCGUGGAGCGACUUUCUAGGCAUGGGCAUGGAUGAUCCUAUCCCGGACUUCACUUACCUCGUCCAGCAGCUCCGCACCCUGGAUCUUGGAUUCCUUGAUCUGGUCGAGGCACGAAUCCGAGGAAACGAGGAUGCCGACUGCGGUGGCGACAAUGAUGUGUCCUUUGCUGUGCACGCUUGGGGUAGGGAAGCGCCUGUUAUGAUCGGUGGCGGAUUCAAUGGCGAGUCAGCGCAAAAGGCAGUCGAUGAGACUUAUAAGGACUACAAGGUGGCCAUCAUCUUUGGUCGCCACUGGACGAGCAACCCUGACCUGCCCUUCCGUGUGAAGGCGAACGUUCCGUUCGUUAAAUACGACCGCCCAACCUUUUAUGUGCCGGGGAAAAGCAAGGGCUACAGCGAUUGGGCGUUCAGUGAGGAGUUUCUGGCGUCGGGCGCCGCUGCAGGGGCCGCGUAA